UAUAAGGCGAAAAACUCCUCCAAGCUAAAGAAGAAACGCUGCAAAGACUGAAAAUGCAUAUUGAUUACAGCCAAACACUGAGGAUACACUGAUUUAAGAAGCCAGAUGUUAUGCGUUAACCAAAGGCUAUUAUAACUAAUUCUGGAUAAAUUUAACUGCACACGAGUGACUUAAACAUUGCACAGUUAUAAGGACUUUAAGGGAGUUAUAAAUUGAUGUAUUUGGGCACCGUGCAAGUGAAAGAUUUCUCCAUCCAUCUAAACAAACAGUACUCAUUGACUGAUCAGUCUGGAUUGUCUUAACCUUUAGUUCCAUGGUUCAUAUGUAAGGACCGUAAGCUCUGUACUGGAGCACUGGAGCCUGCCAUUUAAAAAGGAGAAUCUCCUACAUUCAAGUACCAGAUUCUUCAGGGUGAUGGUGCUUUAAAAUAUCAUUAAGGAUGAAACCAGCAUGGAGAUGUCAUCUGUAUUUUCUUGGACUAGUCAUAGGUCUAUGGCUUAUGGUUCUUCCCAACAGGACUACAGCCUGUCCCAAACUGUGUGCCUGCUAUGUACCGGCAGAAGUUCACUGCACUUUUAGAUAUCUCACCGUGAUCCCCAAACCGAUCCAAGCACACGUCGUACGCAUUAAUUUUGGUUACAACAGUGUGAGUAGGCUGGAAGAAAGGGACUUCUCUGGUCUGGAGAAGCUGGAAUUGCUGAUGCUGCAUAGUAAUGAGAUCCAAACAAUUCAUGAAAGCACCUUUAACGAUUUAUCCUCUUUACAGAUAUUAAAGAUGAGCUACAAUAAAGUAAAAUCCCUCCAUAAGAACACUUUUCAUGGUCUUAAAAAUCUGGUGAGAUUACACAUGGAUCAUAACAAAUUGGAAUUCUUAGACCCCGGAUCAUUCUAUGGACUCACAUCUCUUAAACUGGUCCACCUGGAAGGAAACCUGCUGAGACAACUUCAUACAGACACUUUUGUUACUUUGAGGUACAUACAGAUCUUUAAAACAUCAUCCAUAAAACAUGUUUAUCUAUCCAGCAACCAGUUAUCUUCACUACCUAAAGACAUGUUCUUGUACAUGAAUGAAUUGGAAGGACUCUAUAUUAAUGAAAACCCAUGGACGUGUGACUGUAACCUACAAUGGCUCACAGAUGGAUCACAUAAUUUUAAAGACCUGAUAAAAUGUAAGAAAGAUCGAUCUGGUCCACAAUGUCCUUUAUGUUCAAUUCCAAGAAAAAACAAAGGAAAGUCUCUAACAGACAUCUCAUCUCAAGACCUAAAUUGUAUAAAACCAACUAUAGAGAACAUAUACAAGAUAAAAAAUAUCACCACUGCAGAAGACAUAGGAUUUACCUCUAUAUCUGCCAAAGACUUUGUAGCACCCAUAGGCUCUCUUAUCCUAAAUAUGACUGACAAUUCUGGAAAUGAAGCAAAUUUAGCCUGCAGUGUUCAACGACCAACAAAAAUGUCUCAAAUGACAUUGGAUAUAAAAGCAGAAUACACAACAAUGAGAACUACAUUUUCUACCUUUCUUGUAUGCAGCAUUGAUUAUGAUCACAUUCAAAAAAUAUGGGGCAUCCUAGCUAUGUACAGUGAUUCUCCCAUGAAACUGAAAAAAGACCUAUUGCUUACAAAGGCACCCUACAUUAGUUACAAAUACAGACAAUACUCAUCAGAUGAUGAGGUCUUUACAGACAUUGAUGCAGAACUCAGAGCGGAACCAAGCUGGCUUAUGCAGGACUCAAUGACGUUACAGUUAGACAGGACAGCUACGACUCUAAGUACAUUGCAUAUUAGGUAUUUGUCAGAUAUGUAUCUCAAAAUACCAAAGACCACUGAGAAGCCAAUGAAAGGUGACUGGGUUAUGAUUGUUAAAACUAACCAAACAAAGACAGAAUAUUCUGCAGUGAUUGGGGGAACUGUGGAAAUGGAUUGCCAUGUAUUGGGUGAACCCACUCCUGUUAUUGAGUGGGUCCUUCCUGAUGGAAGUAAGCUUAGAGCUCCAUAUGUAAGUGAAGAAGGAAGGAUAACCUUAACAAAAGGUGGAAAAUUUAUGCUGAAGGCAGCGGACAGUUUUGAUACUGGAGUUUAUCACUGUAUCGCAACAAAUUAUCUUGAUGCUGAUGUGCUUUCUUUUAGAAUUACAGUGGUCAGUACUGAUGUGGAAGAAGACAGUGUCAAUGGUGCAGAACUUACAGUGAGUCAUGGGGAUGAACUCUUUCUUCCUUGUGGAUCAUUUGGUAUACCUGAUGCAUCUGUGAGCUGGAUUUUACCAGACCAUUCUGUGCUGCAUGACACAUCGCGGAACAAAAUUAUUUUCCACAAUGGAACGUUAAAAAUACAUGAUGUAACACAGAGAGACAGAGGGCAUUUUAGAUGCUUAGCAGCUAAUCAGUAUGGUAUUGACACGCUUAUACACAAGGUAACAGUUGAAGAUGAUAGAAAAAUCAAAAUACUCAAUGAGAAGUUACAACUCGACCACAAUGAAGAUGAAAAUGAUGAUGGGUCUACCAAUGAAGAUAUUGAAGAAUUUAACAUUCAUUCUGCAAGAGGAAAAGCCAUCACUCAAAGAAAAAUUCCAAGAAGAUUCCAGUGGAGAGAAAAAGUAACUACAUUGGAGGACACAGAAAAUGGCCACAAUGGAGUUCAAAGACGAACCAAAAUUAACAAACGGAUUAGAGGAAACAGACGUCCAUUCAUUCAAAGUUCAAGAAAAAUUGACCCCCAACGCUGGUCAGAAAUUUUAGAAAGGACAAAACAGAAUUCCAUUAACAGCAAAAAGGAAAUUCAGGAGGCAAAAAUUCUGGAAAAAGAAGAACAGGAUGUAGAAAGGGUGUCCGGCGAGGUGGAAGAAGCAUCUGGAGAAGAACUACUCCCAGUAAAAGAAACGUUUUUGAUAUUAACUACAAAACAUCCAGCAGUAAAUAUAUUAAACAUGGCAACAUCAAAGACAGUGACAGAUGUUAAAACAACACCUUUGCAGACAACAGAAAACUACAUUUUUACACUUCAAAAAAACACAGAAGACGAAAUAACUUCCUUGGCAUCAACAACAAUUAGAGAUCUUACUUUAGGGACAACUCUGGAAAAAACUGAGCAGUCUCUUGAUACACUUACAGAUAUUGCAUUGAAGGAUAUUCAGGAAGCACCAACAACAUACAGCUUGUUAAACAGCCCUUCAAUAGAUAUGCUUGCACAGCCAAAAGUCAGUUCGAGUAUCUUAUAUACAACACCUACAGUAGUCAGGACCAUCACUGAAUUGACCCCCACAAAGAGUAAUCUACAGGUCAAUCAUGGGUUAACAACAGUGUUUAAUUCAGUAACCACAGCACAAAGUGUUAUUACUAAUCCAACAACUAAAACUCCACACAACAUAGUGACCACUUCCCCAACAACAGCUGAAUACAUGCAUCCCAUGUCUCAACCAGAUACUGCAGACCAAUCCACAACAAUAGAUUACAUGUAUGUUACCCAACAAGGCACCCAGAGUAGCCUAUUUACUACCUCUAGUUAUUUGGAUAUUUCUUCAGAAGAUGUUAUGAGUCACCCACCUUCAAAGUUCAGUCAUAUACUUCACAAUGCAAGUGUUAGACCAACAUUCACACCCAAUGACUUUUCGACAACUUCACAGAGUGUUUUAAUGAAACAACAAACCACUAACAAAUAUUUACAUAUAACUUCCAAAAGUGCUCCAAGUAAAACUCAUAGCCAGACACAUUUUCCAAUUACUAUGUCUGAAGAUAUUUCAAGUAGAAGUCCACCGACUUAUAGUCCAUUAUCUUCAAGAAAUAUCACCAAUCCAUCAUCAUACCAUGAAGAUAAUAUGUCUAAUACAGUUACAAAUCCUAAAGUGCUAUUAACAACUCAAACACAUGAUCCAGGUACUGUUCCUAUUUUACCAGCCAACUAUGACCCAGAUACCACUCCAGAUAGAAUGGACAGUGUGUCAACCACUACAGCUAAUCCAACAUUAAGGGAAAUGCUACAAUCCCAAGCAAUCCCUUUGUUAAAGUCAGAAGAACAUAGAACACAUCUCCCUUAUGUUUCAAGUUUCAAAGAUGGAUUUAAUGAAGGAAAUAUUUUGACUUUUGAUUCUUCAACUAAGGCAAGUACCAAAUUGUUUUUAUCACAAACUGAAAUUGGCCCUAUAUAUAUUAAAAAUACACAAAAAAUAAUCUCACCCCAACUGCCAGCAGGGUCCACAAUCAUUACCCAUCAACAGAUUCAGAUAGUAAAAAAUGUAACUCCAUUAGAACCCAGCAUAAGACGUUAUGGCCGAAGGCGAAUUUCUGGAAAAAGACGAAUUAUUAGGCCAGAAAGGAUUCCAAUUACUAGAGUUCACAAAUAUAAACUUGGAACGAAUGAUUCAAAAGACUAUGCACAUAGCAUCAUUGACCAAACAACAAUUUCAGAGCUCAGUAAAUACUUUCCCACUACAUAUUUUCCACAUACUAUUCCAAAUGUGCCCACUACGGCAAAUCCCCGUAGUAUUUAUGGAAAAGAGACAAAUGCUCCUCUUGGUUCAACAGCAGACAAUACAAACAUAGCCCUAAUUAGUACAUUGCCCUUAAAGUCAACAACACAAGUAAUGAGUACAACAAAAGAAAAUACAGGUAGUGCCUCCCCCAAUUCAAAUGGCUCGUCUGCUAUAUUGCUUAUUACUGCACCACCAGAUACAGAUAAAGCAUCAACCAGCAAUUUUAUUUCAUCCUCACAAUCAGCCAUGGCGACAUACAGUACACCCCAAGAAAAGAUAGGCACAAGAAGUAAUAUUAUCUCUUCUUACAAACCUACUACUCUGAAAAUACUUGAAGACAUUAGUGACAAAUUGGUAAAUUUGGAUAGUCACCAAACUAAUGCUCAGCACAGGCAAAACAUAGCAACUCAAACACCAACAACAAUACCCACUAUGAAAAAUAUAGAAUAUAUUCACACCACAACUCCGGAAAUCACCACAAAAAACAGAGCUCCAACUAGAAUGCUAAGGAGGAAAAUUCCUUGGCAUAGGUUGUAUGGAAAAAAUAAUCUAAUUCACAGAGAGAUAGUUAGGAAACUUCGAAAAAAUACUCAACAGGUGUCCACAGUUACUACACCAAUUACAACUACAGUUACUAAACCAAUUACAGCUAUUCCUUUGACAAGUCCAAGUAGGUUUGCACACCAAACUACCACCACACUGAAUACUGUGACCAGCAGCCCUUUCAUUAGAACUGAGGGUACUUUAGCACCAAGAACUAAUACAAUAGCCUAUCUUACACUUUCCAGUCCUCUAACACCAUCCGAAGCGACGACUAUUGAACCAACUGCAAAUACUAUGUUAACUAUGACAAUUCCAAUAUCAUUCAGUGCAGCAACCAUAACAAAACAGAGGUUCUUAAAAAGAAAAAGGCCACGGAAGAAGAAUACUUUCAGUAAUUCAGUAUUUUCGAACACUUGGAAGCCAUUACCAAAACACCACAUAUCAAAUCAUACCAAAUCUAUCCUUAAACCAACUAUUUUUAAAAACAGCACUUUGGAUUCUCUGGAGAGUAUCGCUAAAACAUAUUCAGUUACCCAACAUCCACAACUUUAUGUUAGUACAAUCACAGAUGAACAAACCACACCAUUGUCGAGUGUAGUCAAUGACAUCCUGCUAACCACUAAUAAAAAGUUUUCCUGGAGUAAAAAUCCAAGUACCUCAAAAACAUUAUCACAACCACUAUCUAAAAUUAAUAAAUUGACUAGUUUUUUACCCACUUUAAUACCCUCUACAUAUUCAGAAUCUGAAAGUAAUUUUAUAACCACAACUCAUCAACAAGAUACUUCCUCUAAAUAUAAACAUGUGGCUAGUCAAUUUAACAAAAAGGCAACAACUCUGAAAUCAGGCAUUGUUAAAAGUACCACAUCACCAGCUGUAAAAAGGAGAAAAAUGACUAGCAAUAUAUCUGAUUUAUCACCAAUAUCAAUCCCAGGGACAGCUCAACCCCUGACUGUCCUUGCAAAGAAAACAACCAAUUAUAACUUGGAAAACAGAUCACAAAUGAAAUCAGAUGGCACAGUGACUAUGCCAAAAAACACUUCAACUGAAUUGAAACCAUCUACAAAUGGCAUGCCAUCUCAUACUUUAUCUAAUAGCGAAGACAAAAGAGGUCUGCAAGAAAUUAAAGAAAGUCUGGAAACAACAACAAUUGGACUUCAGAAUCUAGAACCUACUUCAAAUGAUGUCCCAUCAAAGCCUAAGAUUAUUGGGGGGAAAGCUGCAAGUUUCACUGUCUUGGCUAACUCCGAUGCCUUUAUUCCUUGUGAAGCUGUUGGAAAUCCAGUACCUAUGGUAUUAUGGACAAAGGUAUCAUCAGGAAUGUUUGUAUCCAAAACGCGAAGGGGAAACAAAAUGGAAGUUUUUGGUAAUGGAACGCUAUCCAUAUUAAGUGUUAGUCUAAAUGACCGUGGGCAGUACCUAUGCGUGGCCACCAACAAGCAUGGAUCUGACAGGUUACUAGUCACACUUUCAGUUAUAACUUAUCCUCCAAAGAUUCUACAGGCCAAGUCAAGAGAAAUUACUGUGCACUCUGGAAGUUCUGUAAAUAUAAAAUGCCAGACUGAAGGCAGACCUUUCCCCACCAUUACCUGGAUAUUGGCAAAUGAGACCAUUGCCUCUGAUUCAUCCAUAAAUAACCGGAAAGCAUUUGUAGACCCAGAUGGAACUCUUACAAUCAAAGAAAUUACAAUAUAUGAUCGUGGGAUGUACAAGUGUUUAGCUACCAAUAUAGCUGGAGUUGAUACUUCUACAGUAAGGAUCCAAGUGAUUGCUGCUCCUCCUGUAAUUUUGGAGACUAAAAGACAAACAGUUCUAGCUUUUGCAGGUGAAAAUUUAAAGCUCCCCUGUACAGCUAAAGGAAAUCCUCAUCCUACUGUUCAUUGGGUAGCGUUUGAUGGCACAAAGGUGAAACCAUUACAUUAUGUUAAUGCCAAACUCUUCCUUUUCUCCAAUGGAACUCUUUACAUUAGAAAUGUGGCCUCAACAGACAAUGGAAAUUAUGAGUGCAUCGCAACCAGUUCUACUGGUUCUGAAAGGAGAGUUGUCACUCUCAGGGUGGAACAAAGAGAUACAAUUCCCCAAAUAAUCCAUGCUUCACAAAAAACUAUAGAGUUGAAUUUUGGAGAUAAGCUGUUGUUAAACUGUACAGCAACUGGAGAGCCAACACCAAGGAUAAUGUGGAGACUUCCAUCAAAAGCAGUGGUCGAUCAGUGGCACAGAAUGGGAAAUCGAAUUAAAGUGCAUCCAAAUGGCUCCCUCUUGAUUGAUUCUGUGACUGAAAAGGAUUCUGGUGACUAUUUAUGUGUAGCAAGAAAUAAAAUGGGUGAGGACUUAAUAUUAAUGAAAGUCAGUGUAACCAUGAAACCCGCAAAGAUCAUUCAAAAACAACACCUCAACAAGCAAGUACCUUAUGGGAAGGACUUCAAGGUGGAUUGCAAGGCAUCAGGCUUACCAUUGCCAGAAAUAACAUGGAGCUUACCUGAUGGCACAAUAUUAAAUAACGUACUUCAAGCUGAUGAUAGUGGAAGGCGGAAACGCAGGUAUGUCCUAUUUGAUAAUGGAACAUUAUAUCUCAACAAGGUAGGCAUGGCUGAGGAAGGAGAUUAUACUUGCUAUGCUGAAAAUACAUUGGGGAAAGAUGAAAUGAAAGUACAUAUAAAGGUGGUAACAGCAGCCCCCCGCAUCCAGAUGAAUCACAAGACACUGUAUGCUGCCAGAGCAACAGAAAGUAUAGAUUUGCAUUGUGAGGCUAUUGGAGAACCCAAGCCAAAAAUAUUUUGGUUGCUUCCAUCAAGUGAUAUGAUAGCAACAUCUCAUGACAGAUAUGUGUUGUAUGAAAAUGGAUCUUUAACAAUAAAUCAACUCAUCUUAUUGGACGCAGGGGAAUAUAUGUGUGUGGCACGGAACCCUGCUGGAGAUGACACUAAACUGCUUAAGUUGGAUGUUCAGUCCAAACCGCCAAUUAUAAAUGGUUUAUAUACAAAUAAGACUAUUAUUAAGGAUACUGCCUUAAAGCACUCCAGAAAGCUAAUUAACUGCAGGGCAGAAGGUAAUCCACCUCUUCAAAUUAUGUGGAUCAUGCCAGAUAAUAUUUAUCUAACCGCCCCAUAUCAUGGGAGUCGGAUAAUUGUGCACAAGAAUGGUACAUUGGAAAUUCGGAAUGUACGGCCCUCAGACACGGCAGAAUUCACCUGUGUUGCUCGUAAUGAUGGUGGUGAAAGUAUGUUAGUGGUGCAGCUGGAAGUAGUAGAUGUGCUUAGAAGGCCCAUGUUUAAAAAUCCAUUUAAUGAGAAAAUGAUAGCUAAGCCAGGCAAAAUGGCAAUACUGAAUUGUUUUGCAGAUGGAAACCCUGCUCCAGAAAUCUCAUGGCUUUUGCCAAAUGGCACGCGAUUCAUAAGUGGGCAAAAGGUGUCUAAAUAUCAUGCAGGAAGCAAUGGAACCCUCAUUAUUUACAGCCCAACAAAAGAUGACACAGGAAAAUAUCGAUGUGGUGCCAGAAACAUAGUGGGCUACAUUGAGAAGCUCAUUAUUUUGGAAGUUGGCCAGAAGCCUACCAUUCUUACACAUCCUAGAGGACCCAUUAAGAAUAUAAUUGGAGAGACGUUAUCUUUACAUUGUCUUUCUGAUGGAAUACCUCGGCCUAGUGUAAUCUGGACACUUCCUAGUGGAUAUGUUGUAGACAGACCACAAGUCAAUGGAAAAUACGCAUUGCUUGAGAAUGGAACCUUAGUCAUUGAAGAAACAACAAUACAUGAUCGAGGGAAUUAUCUUUGUAAAGCCAAGAAUUAUGCAGGUGAGGCAUCUAUCAGUGUGCCUGUCAUGGUUGUAGCUUACCCACCUAGGAUUACAAACAAACCUCCACAAAACAUUCACACAAGAGUAGGAUCUGCUGUACACCUCAACUGUGCAGCUAUUGGCAUCCCAAAACCUGAGAUAACAUGGGAAUUACCAGAUUUAUCUUUAUUAUCUACAGCAAGCAAAGGACGCCCCUCAGGCACUGAACUACUCCAUCCGCAGGGCACAUUAGUUGUACAGAAUCCAAGAAGCUCUGAUACUGGUAUGUACAAAUGUAUAGCUAAGAAUCCCCUUGGAACAGAUACCACAACAACAUACUUAAAAGUUAUCUGAGAAGAGAACAACGGAGAUUAAAAACACUAAGCUUUCACUCCAACGUGUUUCAAAAAAAGCUGAAGGAAAAAAAACUAUUCAGAAUUUUGGUGUUUAAAAUUACAGACUUGCUAUGUUUGUACAAGAGACAUUUUUGCAUUCAUAGUUCAUCAUUAUUAAUAGUAACUAUGCAAGCUAAAGACUUCUAUUUUAGGCACUUUUUAUCCCAUUUAAAAGUAAUAAAACU
Pelobates fuscus (common spadefoot toad) is the source of this 9356-nucleotide messenger RNA. It is a transcript of the gene IGSF10, whose product is annotated as immunoglobulin superfamily member 10. Gene Ontology annotation, molecular function: protein binding. NCBI's taxonomy places the organism in Eukaryota, Metazoa, Chordata, Amphibia, Anura, Pelobatidae. The coding region runs from base 440 to 9130 and encodes 2896 amino acids. The record is from RefSeq and is a predicted model, not a curated record. The transcript has 7 exons.